Messenger RNA from Drosophila obscura, 2289 nucleotides. It is a transcript of the gene IKKepsilon, whose product is annotated as serine/threonine-protein kinase TBK1. Gene Ontology annotation, cellular component: cytoplasm. The transcript has 6 exons. Gene Ontology annotation, biological process: peptidyl-serine phosphorylation. The record is from RefSeq and is a predicted model, not a curated record. NCBI's taxonomy places the organism in Eukaryota, Metazoa, Arthropoda, Insecta, Diptera, Drosophilidae. The coding region runs from base 78 to 2237 and encodes 719 amino acids. Gene Ontology annotation, molecular function: ATP binding; protein serine/threonine kinase activity; protein binding.
ACGACGUCACAUUCGUAGAUGCACAAAAAAAUUUUAAAAACAAAAACAAAGACGUAUUUUAAAAACAAAUUGAAAACAUGUCGUUUCUGCGUGGCUCGGUCAGCUAUGUGUGGUGCACCACCAGCGUGCUGGGCAAAGGCGCCACAGGCUCCGUUUUCCAAGGAGUCAAUAAGAUUACGGGCGAAUCGGUGGCUGUGAAGACCUUUAAUCCGUACAGUCACAUGCGGCCGGCGGAUGUCCAGAUGCGAGAGUUCGAAGCCCUUAAGAAGGUGAACCACGAGAACAUUGUGAAGCUGCUGGCCAUCGAGGAGGAUCAGGAGGGACGUGGCAAGGUGAUUGUCAUGGAGCUGUGCACCGGCGGCAGUCUGUUCAACAUACUGGACGAUCCGGAAAACUGCUACGGCCUGCCCGAGCACGAGUUCCUGCUGGUGCUGGAGCAUCUCUGUGCGGGAAUGAAGCAUCUGCGAGACAACAAAUUGGUUCAUCGCGAUCUCAAGCCCGGCAACAUCAUGAAGUUCAUAUCGGAAGAUGGCCAAACCAUCUACAAACUGACGGACUUUGGCGCUGCGCGCGAACUGGAGGAUAAUCAGCCCUUUGCGUCACUUUACGGUACCGAGGAGUAUCUGCAUCCCGAUCUUUACGAGCGCGCCGUACUGCGCAAGUCCAUCCAGCGCUCGUUCACCGCCAAUGUGGAUCUCUGGUCGAUUGGUGUUACCCUUUACCACGUGGCCACUGGGAAUCUGCCCUUCCGACCCUUUGGCGGUCGCAAAAACCGCGAGACAAUGCAUCAGAUCACCACCAAGAAGGCGUCGGGUGUCAUCUCUGGUACACAGCUCUCGGAGAACGGACCCAUUGAGUGGUCCACAACCCUGCCGCCGCAUGCCCAUCUCUCGCAAGGUCUCAAGACACUGGUGACGCCCCUUUUGGCUGGCCUGCUGGAGGAGAAUCGCGAAAAGACUUGGUCCUUUGACAGAUUCUUUCAAGAGGUGACACUCAUCCUGCGCAAGCGAGUCAUUCAUGUUUUCUUCACGAAUCGAACCAGUUCUGUGGAGGUGUUCCUCGAGCCUGAGGAGCAGAUCGACAACUUCCGGGAACGCAUCUUCCUGCAGACGGAGGUGCCUCUGGAGAAGCAGAUCCUGCUGUUCAACAACGAGCAUUUGGAAAAGAAGGUCACUCCCCGCACAAUUGCUAAAGCAUUCCCCGCCACAACCACCGAGCAGCCCAUAUUCCUCUACAGCAACGAUGAUAAUAAUGUCCAGCUGCCACAGCAAUUGGAUCUGCCCAAGUUUCCAGUAUUUCCACCAAAUGUGUCCGUGGAGAAUGAUGCCAGCCUGGCCAAGGCGGCCUGUAGCGUGGGCCACGAGUGCAAGCGACGCGUGGACAUCUUCACCUCAAUGGAUAUACUCAUUAAGAAGGGUGUCGAGCAUUUCGUAGAGAUGCUCAUUACCACCAUAACCUUGCUACGAAAAAAAACCGAGAGCUUUGAUAACCUUCUGUCGACAGUGAUUGAUUAUGCCGAUGUGGUGCAGAGCACCGCCAAGACAAAGGGAGAUCAGGAGCUGAAGACCCUGCUGAAGACAUUGAAAAAUGUAAAGAACGAUUUCGAUGGAGCCGCUGAUGUCAUCUCACAAAUGCACAAGCAUUUUGUACAAGACGAUGAGCUCAACGAUCAAUGGAACUCGUCGAUGCAUGGCAAAAAGUGUCCCUGCCGGACGAGGGCCAGCGCCCAGGCUAAAUAUCUUGUGGAGCGGCUGCGUGACUCCUGGCAGCAUUUACUGCGUGAUCGUGCCACACGCACGUUAACCUAUAAUGAUGAGCAGUUCCAUGCGCUGGAGAAGAUCAAAGUGGAUCACAAUGGCAAGCGGCUGAAGGCGUUGCUCUUGGACAAUGUGAAUCCAGCGGUGGCCCAGAUAGCCGAGUGCCUGGCGGAUUGGUAUAAGCUGGCGCAAACGGUGUACUUGAAAACACAGAUCCUGGAGAAGGAUGUAAGGGAUUGCGAGCGUAAGCUAAAUGGCAUACGCGAUGAGCUGUAUCAUAUCAAGACGGAACAGAAUCUGGAUGGGGACACAAAUACAAUGCAAAACAAUAUACAGCUGCUCAAGCUCAAGGAGCGCAACACGCUGCGCGAGAUGCAGCAGCAGCAGCUAGAGGUAAUGACUGUGAUGCGGAAAAACAGCGAAUUAAUCACUUUUCUGAGCAAAUUGGGCAUCACAAAUGGCAGCCUCGAAGCAAGUUAGCUUUAAAUAUUUAUCAAAGAGACUAAAUAUAUAAAUCAUAAGAUCAUUACAU